AUGGGAGAUUUUCACGGGUCGAGGCCGAGGCAGCGGAAGUACCAGCCUUCUUUGCAGGAGCCGAAAGCGAAGACAGAGGAAGCGGAGAGAGGGAGGAAGAAGCUCGCCCUUUGGAUUGGAAGGGAGAGCGAAAACUUACCGCCGAUCGGACUAAUUUCCACCAUUCACAAACGAUUCCAGAUCAAAGGAAGGAGAAUCGAGAUCGAGAUCGGAAAAGGAGAAGAAGCCGUUUGGUUUUUCGGGAUUUGCGAAUCGGAGAAGGAAGAGGAAUUUUGGAGAAGAAGCAGAAUGUGUUGA
Molecule: messenger RNA, 297 nt
Organism: Microthlaspi erraticum
Lineage: Eukaryota; Viridiplantae; Streptophyta; Magnoliopsida; Brassicales; Brassicaceae
Source: the annotation of a GenBank genome assembly